UAUUCUUAAAUAUUAAGGUAUGAUGAAAGAAACGAAAAUUAUUGUACGAUGAUAAGACAAGUGUUUCGACCCAUGCCUUAGUUCCUCGCAAAGCCAUUCAAUGUUUGUACUGAACCAAAUUAAUGCUUUCCACAUUUUAUGUGUUUUUUAGCAUAACUAACUCAAUUUUCCAGUCUUUAUAGCCAUCUUCCACCUCUUCUUCAUACCAUCACUCGGUCGCAGUUUUUUAUCGAUAAAAAAAAAAACUAUCUUAAAAAAACUCAAAAGGAAAAAAUAAAAAUGCUGUCUUUGCAAUUGUCUGUGUGCACAUUUCUUGUUCUUGUUCUAUCAUUUUCAUCCACAUUGCAAAGUAGGAAUAUUAAGCCGGAAAUUUAUCCGACAAUCUAUGUUGAUCCGUCGGGACGAGGCAAUUUCACUACAGUACAAGCUGCUAUCGAUUCUGUGCCUUCGUAUAACAAAAGAUGGACUUGUAUACACAUCAAGAAAGGCGUAUACAGAGAAAAAGUUCGAAUUCCGAAUAAUAAGCAAUUCAUUUACCUAAAAGGAGAAGGGAAACGAAAAACUUACAUCGUUUGGGACGAUCAUGAUUCUAUUGCAACAAGCGCCACCUUCACUUGUCAGGCUAAUAACACUAUUGUUAAGUGCAUCACAUUUGUGAAUUCUUACAACUAUCCAAAUAGUGGUAGCUUGAAUAAUAAUAAUCCAAUGAGGACAGCUGUUGCAGCUGUGAUACAAGGAGAUAAAACGGUAUUUUACAGAUGUGGAUUUUUCGGUUUACAAGAUACAUUAUGGGAUGAACGAGGUCGGCAUUACUUCAAACUUUGCACAAUUCAAGGAGCAGUCGAUUUCAUCUUUGGCUCUGGCCAAUCCCUUUACGAGAGGUGUACAAUAUCAGUGGUUUCGAGAGCUCUAAAUGGAAUCCCAGGAUACAUAACAGCUCAGGGAAGAUCUCAUGCAGAAGAAACGAACGGGUUCGUUUUUAAAGACUGCAACAUAGUUGGAAACGGAAAGACGUUUCUUGGAAGGCCUUGGAGAGAAUACGCACGAGUCGUGUUUUACAACACUUCUAUGUCUGACAUUGUUGUUCCUCAAGGCUGGGAUUCUUGGUUCAGCGUUGGCCGCGAGUACCAACUGACAUUUGCGGAGCAUAAUUGUCGGGGUUUAGGAUCAAACACGUCAAAGAGAGUGAAGUGGGCAAAGAAGUUAAGUGAAGGAGAAGUAGAGCAGUUAACAAGAAUGUCAUAUAUUGAUAAUGAAGGAUGGAUGAGUAAGCUGGCUUUCAGCUUUUUAGCUGCUUAAUUAAAAGCUUGCUGUUAUUCUCCAGAAUAUACAUAUCAUUAAUUAUUAUCUACUUUGAUUAAUUCUAUUUAAUUUUUACUGUUUAUUAUUUCUUUGGAAAUCAAUCGUCUCGUCGAAACUUGUGAUUACGAAUAGAAUAUCUAACCGUUUUCGUCUGUAUAAUUAUUAUAAUUCAACAGAGAUCCAAAUCGAGAAACUUCGACAUUCUUUAAGAAAAAUGAUUAAUAGUCGAGAAACCAAUAACUCGAUGCUUAACAAAUGUAUCAGCCGACAAUAACUCGUUCAAAUGUGACAAAAAAGAAAAAAA
This is a messenger RNA of Erythranthe guttata (spotted monkey flower), 1606 nucleotides long. Its product is annotated as putative pectinesterase 29. NCBI's taxonomy places the organism in Eukaryota, Viridiplantae, Streptophyta, Magnoliopsida, Lamiales, Phrymaceae. Gene Ontology annotation, molecular function: pectinesterase activity. Gene Ontology annotation, biological process: cell wall modification; pectin catabolic process. The record is from RefSeq and is a predicted model, not a curated record.